AGUUCAUUCGUACACUAUCUAGUCCAUGUCGACUCGUGUCAAGUGAAGGUGGUUUAUAGCAACGGGACAUUCUUUUGCUUUGCACUCCGCGAGACGAAGAGUGGCAAGACACUAGUUCUGUAUCCGCUAAUUCCUUCCUCAUUGUCGGGAAAUGAUACCAAGUUGCCUCAGAAACAUCGCCGCGCAAUCGUCACGACGAAACUUUGGAAGCUGGAACGAGGUGGCCUCAUUCUUCUUAAGCAAGAAAAAUAAUUAUGCUACUGAAGCCUCCUUUGAAACUAAACCUUUUCGCCUGCACAAACUGGACCAUGGCCCAUCUACUCAAAUUACGGUGACACGAGAUGACGCUAUCGAACUGUUUAAGCAGCUACAUACGAUACGUCGUAUGGAAACGGCUGCUGGAAAUUUGUACAAAGAGAAAAUUAUUCGAGGUUUCUGUCAUUUGUAUUCUGGACAAGAAGCUUGUGCAGUUGGUAUGAAAGCUGCCAUGAGACCGCAAGAUUCUGUAAUCACAGCUUAUCGUGCGCAUGGAUGGACAUAUCUGAUGGGCAUAGAUAUAUUUGGUGUCUUCGCAGAACUUACAGGCAGACAAGGUGGCAAUGCCAAAGGCAAGGGUGGCUCCAUGCACAUGUAUUCUAAGAAUUUCUAUGGAGGAAAUGGCAUUGUUGGCGCUCAGGUCCCAUUGGGAGUUGGAAUUGCCUUCGCACAAAAAUAUAUGAAUACUGGCGGGGUUUGUCUAACGUUAUACGGUGAUGGUGCGGCCAAUCAAGGACAAGUGUUUGAAGUAUAUAAUAUGGCUAAGUUGUGGGACGUGCCCUGUAUUUUCGUUUGUGAAAAUAAUGGAUAUGGAAUGGGUACCAGCGUGGAGCGUGCCGCAGCAAGCACGGAGUAUUAUACCAGAGGCGACUAUAUUCCUGGAAUAUGGGUAGAUGGAAUGGAUGUCUUAGCCGUAAGAGAAGCCACGAAAUUCGCAAUAGAUCACUGUACGUCCGGUAAAGGGCCGAUCGUUAUGGAGACCGUGACAUACAGGUAUAGCGGACACAGUAUGUCGGAUCCUGGAACUAGUUAUCGUACACGAGAAGAAGUACAAGAAGUCCGACAGACUCGAGAUCCUUUGACUAGUUUCAAAGAGAGAAUCCUGAAUGCCAAUCUCGUCACUGCGGAGGAGAUCAAAGCAAUAGAGGGUGAGAUCAGGAAAUCGGUAGACGAUGCCAUGAAAGCUGCCAAGAAUGACAAAGAAAUCCCACUAAGUGAGCUUACUGCCGAUAUUUAUGCGAAUUGUCUGGAGAAAGAGAUCCGGAACACGACACCCUUCAGUCCUUUAUCGCACGCCAGGCUAGGACCAGCCAUAAAUGCUUAAAACUGCUCAAAGAUCGUUUCCUAAAAUAUUGUAUAUUUUACAAUUACAUCCUCGAUGUUCAUAGACUUACAAAACACAAACUAGUUGUAUAAAGAUGUACAUGCUACACGCGAAUCUUCAAUUCGAAGAUGUAUAUUAUUUCGUUGAAGGAAAGCUGAUAUUCCUCCCUUGCAAUGCAGAUUAAUUCGAGUGUGAUUGCAGCAUCGAAUUAAUCUCCGCUCCAUGAUGACGCACGUGUAAUAUUUUACGUUUACGACAAGAUCAAACGUGAUCUUCCGAAUGCCGUGAUGCCGAAAAGAGGAUCUACAUUCUUAAUAAUUUGGGAAAUUAAAUUUACUUAUAUCCUUAUUUAUUUCCCGUGCAAGUUACCAUGAAGAAAGGAUCUUUCCCGACACGACGUGCGCCUAAGAUCUAAGCCGUUUGUUAAUGUGUUAAUAAAAAAAAAGAAUAAAUCUGUAAAAAAUAA
Molecule: messenger RNA, 1826 nt
Organism: Pogonomyrmex barbatus (red harvester ant)
Lineage: Eukaryota; Metazoa; Arthropoda; Insecta; Hymenoptera; Formicidae
Product: putative pyruvate dehydrogenase E1 component subunit alpha, mitochondrial
Biological process (GO): pyruvate decarboxylation to acetyl-CoA
Cellular component (GO): intracellular membrane-bounded organelle
Molecular function (GO): pyruvate dehydrogenase (acetyl-transferring) activity
Source: RefSeq, a predicted model, not a curated record